This is a messenger RNA of Felis catus (domestic cat), 3935 nucleotides long. RefSeq names its product T-cell-interacting, activating receptor on myeloid cells protein 1. The record is from RefSeq and is a predicted model, not a curated record. The transcript is spliced from 6 exons. Gene Ontology annotation, cellular component: plasma membrane. NCBI's taxonomy places the organism in Eukaryota, Metazoa, Chordata, Mammalia, Carnivora, Felidae. The coding region runs from base 110 to 910 and encodes 266 amino acids.
UCCUGCCCACACUCUGGAGUCGUGAGUGAGGUUGUGGCCGUCCCAGCUCCGCUCCCUCCCACGGGCUGCACAGCUGAAGACGCGGCUCUGGACAGGCUGGUUUGCUGCCAUGAUCCCUAGGCUACUCCCACUGCUCUGUCUCAGGCUGUGCGCUGGCCAAGGAAGCAGGGGGACUGACGAGCCCCUUCCCAAGCCCACCCUCAGGGCCUGGCCCAGCUGGCUGGUGCCUCCCAGAAGCAGUGUAAGGCUGCAAUGCCAGACCUCGACCAAGGAUGUCGACUUUGUUCUCAAAAAGGGUAAUGUUGUUUUGGACUUUUCACGAUCACCGGCUUCCAAGGAGGGCCUGGCUGAAUUUCACCUCACUGACCUAAGAACCAGCCAUGCUGGAGACUACACCUGUGAGUGCUACAGACCAGGGGCCCCGGACAUAAGAUCACCGCCCAGUGAGGUCAUCCUGCUGCUGGUGACAGGAGGUCUCCCUAAACCUUCCCUGCAAGCCCACCAAAGGGGUGUGGUGACCGCAGGAGACGACGUGACCCUGCAGUGCCAGAGGCCAGACAAUAUUUUCGGGCCCAUGAGGUUCGCCCUGCUGAAGGCGGGAGUGGCAGAGCCCAUCCGGCUCCGGACCCCAGCUGGCAAGGAGGCGGACUUCUCCCUGCAGACUGUGACAGUCGGUGAUGCCGGGAACUACAGCUGUGUCUACUUCCAGACCGGGACUCCUUUCUGGGCCUCACAGCCUAGCGAUCGUCUUGAGAUCCGGGUGAGAGUCCCCCCAGGUGCCAUAUCGAGGGACUACACCACGGGCAACCUCAUCCGCCUGGGUCUGGCUGCCCUAGUUGUGGUUAUUAUGGGUGCUCUCUUGCUGGAAGCCUGGUGCAGCCAGAAGGAGUCUCCACGUGGAUCCACGUAGAACAGCUGAGCACUUGUCUUGUUCAUGGGCUGGUCUGUAGUACCCUAAUGCCCCAGGGCUUCCCAGGGAAUGACGAGUGCAGAUGGAGAGACCUGCCGAUGAUCCUUAACAGUCCUGUGGAAUCUACAUUCUUAGCUCUAUGAAGAACUACUCAAGGAUGAGGCUUACCUCUUGCCAUAGCUUUGCCUGGGGCAGAGCACAGAAUGGAUCUUAAAGACACACUCAAAAAAUUUGGAUGAUUUGAAAAAAAUACUUAAAACUUCAGAGUCUGGCUGGGUAGCACGUGCAGUUACUUCCAUAGGAACCGUGAUGCCAUUGAUAUUUAGGGAAAACACUGCUUCCUGCAUAUUAUCGACCCCCCACCAUUCUCUAUUUUGUACUUCGGGACCAGCAAUUAGAAGUGUGAAACUUUCUUCAUCCUAUGUGUCUUUUCAAUUUUAUUUCAUAGAGUCUCCACAUUUUGCCUAAUUUUGGGAGGCUCCCCCUCAACUUCAUAGCAUCAAGUUGCUUCUGAGUUAGUUGUACCCAGGAUUUCUUCAUCGUCUGGUGCAGGUGUAAAAAGGUUAUCCACAAUAUUUUCACCUUCACGAUCUGUUGCUGUUUGUUCAUAAUCCUGUUCUCUGUCACAAAUACUCAUUCUUAUUUUAGAACUAUUGUCUCCUCUCUUAAAACUCGGGAGAUACGCUUAUAAAAAUCCAGUUCUGGGGUCGCCUGGGUGGCUCCGGCAGGCGUCUUGACUGUUGACUGCGGUUCAGGUCAUGAUAUCACGAUCAUGAGAUCAAGUCCCACACUGGGCUCUGCACUGAGCGUGUAGCCUGCUUAAGUUUCUCUCUUUGUCCCCCUCUGCCCAUCUCCCCCACGUGCUUUCUCUCUUUUUCUCUCAAAAAGAAAAAAGAAAGCCAGUUGCACUGGCUUUCAUCACAUCAUGGACGAGUCUUGCUUCGGGGUGCUGGGGGCAGACAGGAGCUUCUCCCAGGCUGCAAAUCUUUUGUCAGACUUUCUCAAUGUGGACACUCUGGUAGCCUCAGGCACCAGGAGAAUUUUUCUGUUCCUUCUACCCAAUGAGUAAAACUCAUGGUUCCUAUUGAGAACAGACCCCCUUGGCUGGUAUUUGGCCAAGAGUGGUCAAAUGGACAGAACUUUGGAUUUAUGCCCAGUAGGAGUGUGGCACAUCACAGAGACACCAGUUGUUCACUGGACAACCACAUCUUGCUUCAGUCUCUGCCUUGUCCGUGCAUGCAACAGACUUUGUGAUGUUUCCACUCCUUAACGUGUGACUGCCCAUGUCUGUUUUAGACUGCCUUUCCUCUUCAAUCAUAUCUUACUUUUAUUUUGAAGUCAUUCAAUUCACAGGAAGUUGCAAACUCAGGACAGAUACUUGUACCCCGCACCCAAUUUCUCCAAUGGUUCCAUGAUAUGUCCAUUACAAGAUCCAAACCAAGAAGCUAACACUAGCACAAUGCGAGGGUAGGGUUUGAUGUUGUUUUGUCAUGUGUAGAUUCGUGGAGCCACCAGCAUAACCAACAUAGCGAUCCAUCUAUCACCUCAUGCUGUGCCUUACUGUCACACCCACCGCUCUCCCCAACAUCACGCUCCAACCUGGGCAACCACCGGUUUGUUCUUCAUCUUUACCACUGUGUCAUUUUCAGAACGUUUUAUGUGACAUCACCUGACUUUCUUUUCCUGACCUGUGGGUCACGUGAGAGGAAGGAAGGGAAAGGCUGGAGGAAAGAGGUCAUUGCCCACAUGGAGCUGUCCUCUGUCCAGGGGUUGCAAAGCUGAAGAGGGGUCCUUGGAUCAGGCUGCAUGGCCAGUAUGACUGUGGAAUUCCUUCCUUCCUUUGCUUUGGUACGUUCCUUACGAUGGUAUGCUGGGGGGUUCAAGAUAAGGGUGGAUGGACAGGUUGAGAGACGCGGAGAAUACAAAAGACACAACACUGGUUGUAUUUACAGAUCGCUUCACACACGUCAGGGCCCACGCUGCAAGCUUUACAUCCAUUCACCGCUCAAGUUUUUUCCAAUAUUCAAAUAUGUACAUGCCACAUUCAUGACUGUGUGCUAUGCCUGCACCACUGUUACUCGUUUAGUAAUUUACUAAUAGGAGUCAACGUUUGUUCUUUAAAUACACGUUUUUAUUUGAAAAUGGAAACAGUUAGCAAUAAUUUAAAAAUGCAGUGUCACCUACCUGGUAAAGGAGGGUAAAUAUAAAUAUAGAAUACAAUGGAAAGGCAAAAAAUGUUAGGACGUGCUAGCCUUACACUGUUGAUGGUCAGGCUUCUGAGCCCAUGGCCAACCACUCCCUAGUUACAAAGAGUGACGAGCCAGAGAUAAAGGUGUUCUAAAGUCGGCUUGAAAUGCAUCUUCUCUCCUUGAUGUGAUCAGAAGGGCAUAACGUGAUUGAAAGGGUAAUAACUUUCUAACGCCAUGAUCAAAGCUAUAGAAUACCACGUCACUGCAUUGCCCAAAAUCAUCUCCUAGAGCAUUCUGUGGGACAUGUCACUCUGACCCUUGCAAACACUCCUGUGUGGUGGGAAUUAGGCCCACUUGGAUAAAUGAGGACCCUGGGACCGAUGGCUGAGGGUUCCUGCUCAGGGCCACAGGGAGAAUGAGCAGAGAAGUCAAAGCCCAAGUCCGUCUGCUUCUAAAGGCAUUUCUGUUUCCACUGGGUUACAAUGGGAAAUUAAGACGAGUACAAGUAUGGGGUCUUCAAAACAGAAAUGUCCUUGGGGUACCUGACCAGAUGCUGAGGGGGGGACAUUCCAAAGACACAAAAGGGAGGAGCUCAUGAUGCCAAGUGAAAGUCUAGUCACAAAGACCAUAUAAUACACGAUUCCACUCAUAGGAAAGUCCAGAGUAGGGAAACCCACAGAGAAAGCAGGCUAGUGUUUAGGGCUGCAGGUGGUGGGGGUAGGGAAAUACAGCAAAAGCUUUAGAGUAAUGGGGGGUCAUUUUGAAGCCAUGAAAACGUUUUAAAUUUGUGUGGUAUUUGCACGCAUCUGUGAAUAAAGGAAAGCCGCUGAACUGCA